This is a messenger RNA of Trichoderma reesei QM6a, 1437 nucleotides long. RefSeq lists its product as uncharacterized. The transcript has 2 exons. The coding region runs from base 1 to 1437 and encodes 478 amino acids. Gene Ontology annotation, cellular component: mitochondrial inner membrane; uniplex complex. Lineage: Eukaryota; Fungi; Ascomycota; Sordariomycetes; Hypocreales; Hypocreaceae. The record is from RefSeq and is a predicted model, not a curated record. Gene Ontology annotation, biological process: mitochondrial calcium ion homeostasis; calcium import into the mitochondrion. Gene Ontology annotation, molecular function: uniporter activity; calcium channel activity.
AUGUUGGCUCCUUGUGCCGGUGCGAGAGCGGCGCUGCGCGUCCUGCCACCAAUCUCGAGGGCACAGGGGCUGAGGCCGAGGUCGCUGCCACUGCUCAGACGGACAUGUUCACCAUCUAGCCAUCCGUUCAGCGUCCCGUCAAGGCUGUUUUCAAUAUCCCAGAGCGUGCGAGACGACGAAGCCACGAAAAAGGCGAAGCGACUGCACGAAAAGGCCGACGAUGAGACGGACCAAGUUGCCAAGCGCCAGGGAGCCCAAAAGAAGGCCGACGACAGGCCCUGGCAUCGAGAGAGUGGGAGCAAGCAGUACAAGGUGACGUCGCCCGAUCCCUCGGGAGGUGACGAGUCCAAAGGUAGACUCUUGACGACGCCCACACGCUUGCUCAAGCUUAUCCUGCCCAUACCGUUCCAUCCCGAGCAACAAACCAUCAACGAAUCCGAGGAAGAGAGAAAGAGCCACGAGAAGAAUGGCAGAAGGACAGAGGCCCUGGCAUUGUUGGUACAUCCCCAACAGCCGCUAUCCUACCUCGAGCGCCUGAUACAGGCGGAGAUACCCCCCCUGAAAGUCAAUGGGCGCGAGAAGCUUCCCGACAUCAUCUUCCGAGCCGAAGCGGACCACGAAGAAGCCUCAAGCAGAUCCGGCGAGGAGGGGAGGAGCAACGUGGCGUCGUACUCGGGUCUCGGCCGCGAGGGUCCUGCUCACGACAGCGAGGCGAACUGGGUGCGAUGGAGCGGCAGCACCGAAGUGGGCGACUUUAUCCGGGACGCAGCGCGCGGCAGAGAAUUUGCCAUCAACAUCGAGGGCUACAACAAGGAGCUGCGGGUGGCGGUGCCCAGCUUCAAGGAUCGGACGUACUACAUGCGGCUGCAGCUGCGGCGCAUGUCCAAGGAGAUUGACGAAAUGGCCAAGAUCAAGGCCGAGUGCGACCUGGUCGCCCACAAGGGGGCUCACCGUCUGGCGCAGGGCGGAUUCGCGGCCCUGGCGAGCUGGUGGUGUGUCGUCUACUACGUGACGUUUCACACGGACUUUGGAUGGGAUCUGGUCGAGCCGAUUACUUACCUGGCUGGGCUGACGACGAUCAUGGGGGGUUACCUGUGGUUCCUGUUCAUCAGCCGGGAUCUGAGCUACAAGGCGGCGAUGAACGUGACGGUGUCGAGGAGGCAGCAUGCGCUGUAUCAGGAGCGAGGGUUUGAUCCGCAAAAGUGGGAGCACCUUUUGCACGAGGCGAAUGCACUGCGACGAGAGAUUAAGGCCGUGGCGAUGGAGUAUGGCGUCGAAUGGGACGAGAUGAAAGAUUUGGGCGGGAAGCAGGUGAAGAAGGUGUUGGAGAAGGAGAAGAAUGGGAAGAAGGACCAGGUGGAGGAGGAGGAGGAUGAGGAGGAUGUGCACGUGGAGAAGAAGAGCAGGGAGGAACGGGAGCUGAACAAGGGAGAGUGA